Labeo rohita (rohu) is the source of this 2133-nucleotide messenger RNA. RefSeq lists its product as uncharacterized. Gene Ontology annotation, biological process: membrane protein proteolysis. The record is from RefSeq and is a predicted model, not a curated record. The coding region runs from base 179 to 1792 and encodes 537 amino acids. The transcript is spliced from 17 exons. Gene Ontology annotation, cellular component: lumenal side of endoplasmic reticulum membrane; lysosomal membrane; Golgi-associated vesicle membrane. Gene Ontology annotation, molecular function: aspartic endopeptidase activity, intramembrane cleaving. NCBI's taxonomy places the organism in Eukaryota, Metazoa, Chordata, Actinopteri, Cypriniformes, Cyprinidae.
GUGACCCAGCGCCGAACGCGGAAGAGGAAGCGAAAGCGUUUACCGUCACCGUAAACAUGACAGAAGCGAAACCUAAAAAGUAAGUUGACGGUUAAAAAUCGCCGGUUUUAAGUGAAAUUAGUGCAGAAACCCGUCGAAAGUCGCUUCGUGUCGGAGUUUUGUCCCGGAUGCGGCAGUGAUGGCAGUGAAUGUGUUGUCAUUCCUCGUGCUGCUGUGGUUUUGCGCUCAGGUCGACGGUCAGGAAGCGAUUCUGCACGUGUCUAAUGGAUCUACAGUCAGAGAAUAUUGUCUGGUGUUUAACUCGUCAUGGAGCAGCAUCUCCGACAGCCUGAGUGGAGCUGUGGCCUAUCCGCUGGUGAACCUGACCUCCAGUCAGCUGUGUGUCAGGGGUCAGCAGGCAUCUCUGAAGGGUCGGGCCGUGGUGGUGUCGAGGGGCGGCUGUGAUUUCAGUCAGAAGGCUCUGGUCGCUCAGAAUCUGAACGCGUCUGUGCUUCUGAUCGCCACCACCGACAGUCUGGUGACGCCUUCAGCAAACGAGUCUGAGUACAGUAAGGUGAAGAUUCCUCUGGCCCUCAUGAGACACCGGGACGUCCUGGACGCCCUGCAGGUGUUUCCUCAGGGAAUGGAGGUGAGGUUGUACGCGCCUCCUGUUCCUCCGUUCGACGCCAGCAUCGUCGUCAUGCUGCUGAUCGCCGUGUUCACGGUGACGAUGGGCGGAUUCUGGAGCGGCGCGGUGGAGAAGCUGAAGCAGGCGGCGGGACCGGCGUCUGACGCGGGCGAAGGACAAUCCGACAGCAACGAGCUCUCGCUCUACUCUCCUCUGAAGGUGCUGCUGUUCGUGGCCAUGAUGUGUGUGAUGCUGGUGCUCAUGUAUUUCUUCUACCGCUGGCUGGUUUAUGUGAUCAUCGUCAUAUUCUGCCUGGCAUCAGCGUCGGCGCUUUAUAACUGCCUGGAUUCACUGAUGACGGCGCUGGGCUGCAGCACACUCAGUGUUUCCUGCAGUGGGAAAAGCGUUUCAAUACGUUCACUGCUGCUCGCCGCCGUCUGCAUCACGCUGUCUGUCAUCUGGGGAGUGUAUCGCAACGAGGACAGGUGGAUCUGGAUUCUUCAGGAUCUGUUGGGCGUGGCGUUCUGCCUGAACUUCCUGAAGACCAUCAGCCUGUCUAACUUUAAGAUCUGUGUGAUUCUGCUCAGUCUGCUGCUGCUCUACGACGUCUUCUUCGUCUUCAUCACACCGUUCCUGACAAAGAAUGGCGAGAGCAUCAUGGUGCAGGUGGCUCUUGGGCCCGGUGCAGGAGGGAAGGGUGACGGCAUUGGGGUGGAGAUUCCGGGUGAGAACUCAUCCACCUAUGAGAAAUUGCCAGUGGUGAUGCGUAUCCCACAGUUCUCAGCGCUGGCUCAGAAUCUGUGUAUGAUGCAGUUCUCCAUUCUGGGCUACGGUGACAUCAUCAUACCAGGUCUGCUGGUCGCGUACUGCCACAAGUUUGACGUGUGGAUGGGAAACUCCAGAAGAAUCUACUUCAUCUCCUGCGCCGUCGCGUACGCCGUGGGUCUGGGGGUGACGUUCGCAGUGAUGUUGCUGUCUAAGAUGGGUCAGCCGGCGCUGCUCUACCUGGUUCCCUGUACGCUCCUCACCAGCGGCAUCCUCGCCUCCGUACGCAAGGAGUUCAGACACUUCUGGAGCGGAACCGGCACCUACCAGGUCCUGGACGAGUCUAGGAAGCCCUUAUUAUCAGUGACGUCUGUCUCUGUCUCCUCAGAUGGAGACGCUGGUGGAGUGAGGAGCUGCUGAGGUUCUGACUGACAUGUGUUUCCUGUGACACACGGCCAAAGGGAAAUACGCCAACUGUUCGUGAUGAUCUGAUGGGAAUGUUGUGUGUGUGUGUUUCUGUUUCAUCAUCAUCAUCAUCGUCACUGGGACACUUUACUAAAACAUCAGACUGUCUGAAAAAUAAUUCUUUAAGAGGCCUUAACCUGAUCAACCUGGUGUUUUUUUGUCUUUCACUUUUUUAUGUGAUCAUUUUAUAACGUGAGGUUUAAAAUAUUUGACAAAUGUAAUGAACAGUUUAACUCUCUCUGUAAUCAAAAUAAACACAAAUAUGAAGACUAAAUAAAGGAUGACUGAUCAUUGCA